This is a messenger RNA of Megalobrama amblycephala (Wuchang bream), 1535 nucleotides long. Its product is annotated as retinal cone rhodopsin-sensitive cGMP 3',5'-cyclic phosphodiesterase subunit gamma. NCBI's taxonomy places the organism in Eukaryota, Metazoa, Chordata, Actinopteri, Cypriniformes, Xenocyprididae. Gene Ontology annotation, biological process: positive regulation of G protein-coupled receptor signaling pathway; positive regulation of epidermal growth factor receptor signaling pathway; visual perception. Gene Ontology annotation, molecular function: 3',5'-cyclic-nucleotide phosphodiesterase activity; cGMP binding. Gene Ontology annotation, cellular component: photoreceptor outer segment membrane. The transcript has 4 exons. Bases 688 to 957 code for a protein of 89 amino acids. The record is from RefSeq and is a predicted model, not a curated record.
UGGCAAAAUUAUGUAAAAUGUCAAAAUAGUUUGACAGGACACGCAUGAGUGAGCGUUACAGCACUCUCUGUUUGUUGCACGUGCUGCAAAGCAAGCAACUGCAACGUUAGCAUAGUCAAUCUGAUACUGUGUAAUCAAACUGAUUUACAACUAUUUACAACUAUUUAUGUACAACUAUGCUGUAUUGGCCGUAUCAAGAUAUUAAUGACAUGCUGCAUAGGAACUCGUUAAAAUGACAGAGCAGUGUCAAUGUACAGUGUGCAGCAGCGUCUCAGCAGGUAUCUGGGUCACCACAAUAUGAGCUCCUAUACAUGCCUUGUGCUCAAACUCCUCUGCUAAAAUAGGCUAUUUAUGACAUCUUUGUCUCAACAUGUCUGUAAAUUCCUCGACAGGAUUUUCUGCGUUUCUGUUAAACAAUGCCUGCUGCAAAUAGCUGCGCUCAUUCUGCUGUAAAUCCAAGAAGUAAUCCCAGCCAUUUGCCCGAGUUGACCUGGAACGGAUUGCCGCUGUGUGACUGCGACAAUCUGUCAGGCUUUGUUGUUGACCCACUGACGCAAACACGGACCAGUCUGAGUGUAUUUAAGCCGACUUUCCUCGACCACAAGGAGAGAGAUUGACACUCACUGAGAAGACAUCUACAAACACUACAGCCCACAUCAUUUUUUUGGAAACACAGAGCUGUACGAGAUGAGCUCGGGAAAUGGCUGCGACAGUUUCAGUGACUCGCCCAUGAGCCCAAAAAGAGUAGGACCAACAACACCCAGAAGAGGACCCCCUAAAUUCAAACAGAGAAUGACAAGACAAUUCAAAAGCAAACCUCCCAAGAAGGGGGUCAAAGGAUUUGGAGAUGAGAUCCCAGGAAUGGAGGGUCUUGGCACUGACAUCACUGUGGUGUGUCCAUGGGAAGCGUUUAGCCAUCUGGAGUUGCACGAGCUCGCCCAGUAUGGGAUUAUUUGAGACGGACUACAGGAAGAUGCGUCACCUGGACUUUAGUUGACUCGACUCCACCUCUAGAUCCCAAAUGAGGGAAGCUGCAAACGGACACUUGCACCAUUGCCUUUAUUAUACUUUGUUGCAAACAGCUGAGUUGUACAGCCCACCAACCUACGAAUGCACGAUACAUGUAAUAUAGUGGCUAUUGGGAUGCAGGAGGAAUUCGGUUUAUGAUGUUUUAUAGGAUGAUAUAAAGGUGACAUGCCUUUUGAUAGAAGAAAUAAUGUGGAAUAUGAUUUCAAUCAAAGUUUAUUUUCUACUGCACAUUCCCAAAUUCCUCACUCUGUGGCACCACCUGCCAAGUUAUCUCUGAAAUGUUUUUAUUUGUGCUAGUCCUAUAUUUUGGCCUUUUUUUCUUUUUUUUAGUAGAUUCACUCUGAGAGGAGAGGCCUUAUUAGCUGUUCACAUCACUUCAUCUGUCGUAUGGUGUUGAUGCCUUAGACUUGUAAUGUAGCAAAUUUAGUUCUCAUGUUUGGCUUAAUUAAAAAAACCUUAAUUUGUAUUGUUAAAUAUGUUAAAAUAAAGAUUUGGUGCAGACUGUU